Culex pipiens pallens (northern house mosquito) is the source of this 4511-nucleotide messenger RNA. RefSeq names its product melanotransferrin (gene Tsf2). Gene Ontology annotation, biological process: iron ion transport. The transcript is spliced from 6 exons. Gene Ontology annotation, cellular component: extracellular region; recycling endosome; plasma membrane. The record is from RefSeq and is a predicted model, not a curated record. The coding region runs from base 121 to 2511 and encodes 796 amino acids. NCBI's taxonomy places the organism in Eukaryota, Metazoa, Arthropoda, Insecta, Diptera, Culicidae.
AUCAAUCCACCAUUUUUGAUGGGCGUGUGCAGGGCGGAUUUGUGAAUGCUCUGGAAUUUAUUUUUUAAGUUUUAAGCUGUUAUCUGUGUAAUUGGUGAACAUUUUUCUUCUCGAAUCAAAAUGGGUACCACGCGCUAUGCGUUGGUGGUAUUUUUAAUCGGUGCAGUCUGCGCACAACACAACUUUGACGAGGUCGAGCUGGGCCAACAGAUGGUGUGGUGUGCGACCUCGGAGGCCGAACUCUUCAAGUGUCGCAACUUUACAGUUGCGCUAGAACGCGAUCGUGCCCUGUUCGACAACUAUUUCCUGGACGUAAGCUGUUAUUAUGGUUUCGAUCAGGACGAGUGCAUGCGGCUGAUUGACGAGGGUAAAGCUCACAUUAUGUCGCUCGACGCAGGAGAGGUAUACACCGGAGGUCGUCAUCACUCGCUCGUUCCGAUCAUGCAGGAAGGAUACGACGGUGGGUUCACGCAGUACCACGCGGUCGCGGUCGUCAAGAAGGACACGUUGACUGAGGUGACGAGUUUGCGCCAUUUGAAGGGGAAGAAGGCAUGCUUCGCUUGGGUAGGCAGCUACGCCGGGUGGACCAUUCCGAUUUAUACGAUUCAACGCGAAGGCGGCAUGGACAUUACCGACUGUAAUAACCACGUGAAAACGGCAACGGACUACUUUGGGCAGUCGUGUGCCGUGAACGCCCUGGUUGACAAGUACAAUCCUAUUGGAGACAACUCGGACAAGUUGUGCCACUUGUGCACGGGAAAGGUGCCGGGAGAAAAGUGUACUCCGAAGGAUCCGUACGCCGGAUUUGAAGGCGCGUUCCGUUGCCUGGUGGAGAAGGGAGAGAUUGCGUUUGUUAAGCACACGACCGUCAACGAGAUGGUCGAGAGUGGGCUGAUUCCCGGGGUCACGGUUGACCAGUUUGAACUGCUGUGCAAGGAUGGGUCUAGGAAGCCAGUUUCGGAGUAUCGCCAGUGUCAUUGGGGACUGGUGCAGUCGCACGCCUUGGUCGUAUCGUCCGCCAGAACGACAAGCGAGCGGCGAAGAUACAAAAAGUUCUUCACCCAGGCCGUAAACUUGUACUCCUCAAAGUCCAAGCGUUUCAACGGAACGGCGAAUGCCUCGGAAGAUCGCUACCGGAAUCAGGAUCGAUACAACGAUCGCUACAACAACAACAACAAUAACCGUUUCUUCACAUCGACAACUACCGAUCGUUACAACUACGGUCGCGAAGUGGACGAGGACCGCAACGGCAAUGGCACUCAGUUUUACGAAAAGUUUGAUCUGUUUGAAUCUCGACGGUAUGGAAAGCUGCUCAAUCUUAUGUUCCAAGAUACCGCCCGAUAUCUGGCGCCAAUUGAAGAAAACAAUCAAAACUUCCAAAACUAUCUGGGGCCGGCGUUGGAGUUGAUCUAUGGCGUGCGUGCCUGCCCAGUGAGCAGAAUGAGUUUGUGCGUAACGUCGGAACCGGAAAUGGAAAAGUGUAUCAAGAUGAGGACCGCUCUCAAAGCUCAACUGAUCAAGCCAGAUAUGCAGUGCUUGAAGGCCCACUCGCACGUGGAUUGCAUGCGCCACGUAAACGCCGGACUGGCGGACGUCGUUGUUCUGGACGCGAGUGAUGUCUACACGGGAGGACUCAAGUACGAUCUGCUGCCGUUCAUGUCGGAGAUUUACGACCUCGGCGAGCCUGAGUAUUAUGUCGUUGCGGUAGCCAAGGAGGAAGAUCCGGACACAGAGUUGACCUAUCUGAAGGGCAAGAACACGUGUCAUUCGGGCAUCAAUACGGCAGCAGGUUGGGUCUACCCGAUGGCUUAUCUCAUCUCAAACGGAUGGAUUCGACCGUACGGCUGUGACAGCAUCCGGGCGGCGGCAGAAUAUUUCACGAAGUCCUGCGUUCCCGGCGUUAUCAGCAACGAGUACAACCAAGGAGUGCCUUACGAUAACCUGUGCGACCUCUGUCGUGGUAGCAGCUAUCGCUACUGUCGGCGAGACGCAUCGGAAGAUUUCUACGGCAACACCGGAGCGUUCCGCUGCCUGGUGGAGGGUGGAGGACAGGUCGCGUUUGUUAAGCACACCACAGUUCUGGAAAACACCGGCGGCAAAAAGCGCGAAUGGUGGGCCCGGAAUACGCUGCCAGACGAUUUCGAGCUGCUCUGCCCUGAUGGCACGCGUGCCGAAAUCAACGAGUACAAGCGCUGCAACCUUGGCAAGGUCAAAGCCAACACCAUUGUUACCCGGGGUGGACACAACUACAACGCGACCCAACUCAACGCCUACAUCAAUCUGUUCACCUACGCUCAGCAAUAUUACGGCCGCCGUGAAGCGGACGAGUUCAGCUUCAGCCUGUUCUACUCGAACCCACCGUACCACGAUCUGAUUUUCUCGGACGCGACGCGAGAGUUGCGGCUCGUUCCGGGUGACCGCCGUUGGUUUGAUGCCUACCUCGGGGCGGACUUUUUACGCGCCCGACGAAUCACCGACUGUCAUGCAGAUUGGGUCACACAAAAAUACUGAAAUUUGUAUGACCGAAUCCCACCCCUCAGACCCAAUGGACCCCUGAUGACGGUAGGUAAGUAAAUUAUUUAAGGGUGCACCGCAACUAAGGAAGUUGUUGUCUUCUUAUUCCAAUUUGUCAAACUUACGGACCCAAUCCUGCAAGAAUCUCAUUGUAAAAAUAGUCAAACUUUGUUGUAAUAACUUUGAAGACAGUAAUUUGAAGGAUGAAUAAAAAAUCAUAUCGAUAGUUUCCGUAGUUUUUAAGAUACUAAAAUGUCUUGAACAGAAAUCUGGGUGCAAAAGCUAUAAUUGUUGUGUACCGUUAAGCUCUUAUCCUAUUUCUAAGAUUUCUCACCGGGAUAGCUGCCCAGUUAAAAACAAACAAACGUCAAAAUCAAUUACAAAGUAAAAUGAUCAAGGGGUCAGUGGAUGCAAAUAUGAACAUCAUAAAAUAAAAUUAUUUUUUAAAGUUUUCAUGAAAUGUCAUGUCAUUUUCAACGGAAAUUUCAAAUGGAAUGGUCUGGGGAUAUUUUUUAGUGCUGUGAAUUUUUAGUUUUAGCGUGUCAGCGUAGAAUUCUUCAAACUAAUCAUAUAAAAACCAAACAGUUUUAUUUUUUUCCAUUUAAUUUGAUAUUUUUGUAGGUUACAGCAAUACAUGUUCAUGAUAUUAUCGUAGUAUGUAUAUAUAUAUAUAGCUUUAAAUUAAACAUUACAUAGCGUUUACCGAAAGUCGUUAAAUUUGUUAUUACCCAAAAACGAAGGUCUGCUUAGUAUAAAAAUAUAUAUAUUCGCUUGUUUGUUUAGUGCUUACAAUGUUUGCGUGUUUUCUUUCAUUUUUUUCGUUUUCAAUAUUUAUUUAGUAUGGAGUGUUAUCGGUUUGUUGUUUUUUUCGGUUCGGACUCACCUAGCAGUAAUUAUUGUUUCUUUUUUUGUUGUUGCUCGCCUUUCGUCUCGCUACAUUAACUUGCAGCGCUGCACACGAGACAGAGAGCGGGAGAGAGAUGCUUGCUGCGUCGUCUUACAAUUGCUCCAAUAAAAUAUUUUACAACCUAAUCGAAUCAGGUUUUUCAAACUAUUACAAAGUAAUAUGUACAGGACCGUUUUUUUUUGCAAAUUACACAUUUAAUCGCAGUCAAAGAAAACUCUCUUCCUCUCUCUCUCAUUCUCUUUCUAGCUAUUGGUUUUAAACUCUACGGUUAGCAGUUUUUUUUUCGAGCUAUUCGAGAUUCUAUCGUUAUUUGGGGGGGAAAGGUCGAAAACAAUCGUGUGUUGAGUGAAAUAAAUAGCAAUAAAUAGUUACAAAAAAUAACAUUCUGAUCUCGUAAAUAAUUUAGCCUCUUCCGAUGCGUCAACUGGUACCGUACGAAGGAAAUGAUAAUUGUUUCUUGGAAGCUUCAAACUAGUGGGUGCUGGGUAAGCUUCUACAUAUUUGGGUGGAAGACCAACAACACGUCAAUUCAAGCCUUGUCGAAGCGUUUCUUCUAUUGUGUGUAUGUUUUGGUUUAGCUCAUUUUCAGCAAUCGCAUUAAUGAACUAGGAUGCUUGCUUUUAGGUUGGAUGUUGUUUCUCGUUAAAAUCAGCCUUUUAUCAUUUCCCUUUUCAUUUGCGACACUUAAAAGGUAUAGUUUUUUUUUGUUUUCUUGUUUGUAGAUAUAUUUUUGUUUUCGUCAAUUGAGCUUCUACUACUGUUUAACUGCAAACGCAUGUGUGUAUGUGCUGUGUACGGGUAAAGGUAUGUUUACUAAAUGUAAAUGGACGACAUUUAGAGUUGCUUUUUCGCGCAUUUUCCCUACUGAUUAUAAUAACUAACGAUCAGUAAGGUAUGUUUUGUAUUUGUUGUUUUGUUGUAUGUAGAAUAUACAUUAUGUUUAUAUUUUGUGUAUAACUUUCAGUACCAUGUUUGAUAAUUGAUAUAGUUGUUUGUUUACACUUGUUCUUCUUUUUCUUCUUUCGAAAAAUGAUAGAUCAGGCAGCUCUCCUCAAGGAGGUUUCGUUUGCUUCAGUGCUUUGCUUAGUUG